Messenger RNA from Charadrius vociferus (killdeer), 4312 nucleotides. It is a transcript of the gene CECR2, whose product is annotated as cat eye syndrome chromosome region, candidate 2. Gene Ontology annotation, biological process: chromatin remodeling. NCBI's taxonomy places the organism in Eukaryota, Metazoa, Chordata, Aves, Charadriiformes, Charadriidae. The record is from RefSeq and is a predicted model, not a curated record. Gene Ontology annotation, cellular component: CERF complex. Gene Ontology annotation, molecular function: protein binding.
GAAGCUGCUCUUCACAGGGAUGAUGUGGAGUUUAUCAGCGACCUGAUCGCCUGCCUUCUUCAAGGUUGCUAUCAGCGCAGAGACAUCACAUCCCAGACGUUUCACAGCUACCUGGAGGACAUCAUCAACUAUCGCUGGGAGCUAGAGGAAGGGAAACCCAACCCCCUGAGGGAGUCCACCUUCCAGGAGCUGCCCCUGCGCACCCGGGUCGAGAUCCUGCACCGCCUCUGUGACUACCGCCUCGAUGCAGAUGAUGUCUUCGACCUCCUCAAGGGCUUGGACGCCGACAGCCUCCGCGUGGAGCCGCUGGGUGAGGACAGCAGUGGUGCCCUGUACUGGUACUUCUACGGCACGCGGAUGUACAAGGAGGACCCAGUGCAGGGGAAAACCAAUGGAGAGCUGGCUCCAGACAGGGGAUGUGGGGGGCAGACAAACACCCCGAACGUUCCUGGGAAAACGGGCAAGAGACGAGGGCGACCCCCAAAGCGGAAAAAACUACUGGAAGAAAAUUUGCUGAGGGAGAAGGCAGAAGAGAACUUGAUAAUCCGCGAGACUCAGAUAAGAAAUGGGUCCCAAGGGCCUGGCCGUGGGACAUGGUGGCUGCUGUGUCAGACGGAAGAGGAGUGGAGGCAGGUCACAGAGAGCUUCAGAGAGAGGACUUCCCUUAGAGAGCGGCAGCUCUACAAACUCUUGAGUGAAGACUUCCUGCCGGAGAUCUGCAACAUGAUUGCACAGAAGGAGAAGCGUCUACAGCGGACAGAGUUUUCUCCCAGGUGGAUGUCUGACCAUCAGCCCAUCAAACCAAUCAAGCAGGAGGUAAACCCAAACGUGCUGAGUUCGAUGGAGAAGCAGAGGCGCAGAGAGGAAGAGGAGGAGCGCCAAAUCCUUAUAGCAGUACAGAAGAGGGAGCAGGAACAGCUGCUAAAGGAGGAGAGGAAAAGAGAGAUGGAGGAGAAGGUGAAAGCAGUGGAAGAACGGGCCAGGAGAAGGAAGCUUCGUGAAGAGCGGGCCUGGCUGCUGGCACAGGGGAAGGAGCUCCCCCCUGAGCUUUCCCACUUGGAUCCCAGUUCCCCUACCAGGGAAGAGCGAAGGACCAAGGAUCUCUUUGAACUGGACGAUGAGUUCACAGCCAUGUACAAAGUUCUAGAUGUGGUAAAGGCUCACAAGGACUCUUGGCCCUUCUUGGAGCCCGUCGAUGAAUCGUAUGCUCCCAACUACUACCAGAUCAUUAAGGCUCCCAUGGACAUCUCUAGCAUGGAGAAGAAGUUGAAUGGAGGUCAGUACUGCACCAAGGAAGAAUUUGUGGGCGAUAUGAAGACCAUGUUCAGGAACUGUCUUAAGUACAAUGGUGAAGGCAGUGAAUAUACCAAGAUGGCUUACAACUUAGAAAGGUGUUUCCACCGUGCAAUGAUGAAGCACUUCCCUGGGGAAGAUGGAGACACAGAUGAGGAGUUUUGGAUAAGAGAAGAUGGGAGACGAGAGAAGAGGAGCCGGCGGACUGGCCGCUCCAGCACAGGCAGUGUUUGGACUCGGUCGCGAGACCCAGAUGGACCAGGCAAGAGGCAGCAACGCCUGGAAAAUGGAGGAAAACCUCCACCAUAUCGAGCUACUUCCAGGGCUCCUGCUUCUUCCUCCUCUUCCUCUUCCUCUUCCUUCUCCUCAUCCUCUGCAGAGGAUCCAAGUGGCAACCCAAUGCAGCCUCCUCGAGAAGUGGGUCCUUCCAAUGGGCGAGGUUUCCCUCGCUCUCUGCAGUACGGUGGCAUGCCCAGCCCUGUGCCACAUCCUGGCCAGAUGAGACCAGCCGUGCCAGGAACGUUUGGCCCCCUGCGCGGAUCGGAUCCCACAAAACUCUACGGCUCGCCACGAGUGCCUGAGCCCCAUCCUGGAGACCCAGUCCAGCAGCACCAGCACUUUGCCAUGCAGCCGGCCGUGGGAUUGAGCGAGCACCGCGGUCACAGGCUGGCUGCCCCGGAGAAGCAGCCAUGUGCAGGACCGACCCACGUCACCGGCCUUGGCCCCCGGCCGGGUGCUCUGCAGCUGGGGCGCAUGAGUGGCCCCCCGCCUGAUGCAGUCUACCCACCAGCCCAGUUCCAGCAGGGCUUCCUCCCCCCGAGGCACAAUGGGCCCCCUGUGAGGCCGCCGGAGGGCUCGGAGGUCCCCCCGGGGCACAUGUACCGGCCCUAUAAGUACCUGCCCAUGGGGCCAGGGCCCUCGCUCCAGCCCCGCGCCCUGGGUCAUAUGAUGGACCCCCGGGCCAUGAGGCCACCGCUGCCUCCCAGCCAGUGGACCGAGCAAUCGAAUUUCCUACCUCACGGGGUGCCUCCCUCAGGGUAUAUCAGACCGCCUGGGAAAGCCGCUGGCCAGAGGAUGCCACAGCCGCCGGCCCCUCUGUUCGGUGGACCCCCUCAGGUUCAAAGAGGGUGCCAGGGUGGGGACUCCAUGAUGGACAGCCCGGAGAUGAUCGCCAUGCAGCAGCUGUCCUCCCGUGUGUGCCCGCCGGGUGUGCCUUACCACCCUCGCCAGCCGCCCCCACCGCACCUCCCCGGACCCUUUCCCCAGCUGGCACACGCCGCUUCCGCCGCCGGCGUGCAACCCCCGAAACCCAUCGUGGGGAACGGGAGCUCGCAGGAUCCAACCGGCCAGACCAUGGAGACGGAGAACAGUCAAGGUAACCCCUCGAGCGCCCACUGCCUGCUGGAGAAGCCCCUCUGCGGCACGGGGAAAGCUUUGCCCGAAGCGGCUGUGCCUUGCAUGGGGCAGGGCACCAGCCUCCCCGGCGUGGAUGCCAGCUCCAUGGGGGCCACCCCCAAUCAGUUCCACCCUCUCUACAUGCCCGGUCUGGAAUACCCAAAUUCAGCCGGGCGGUACCACAUCAACCCAGGCCUGCAGGGGUUUGGCCCCGUGAUGGGGGGAAAGCCGCCUCCUCCUCCUCCUGCCUCCCACCCCCAGCAUUUUCCCCCACGGGGUUUUCAGCCAAGCAGCACCCACCCCGGCGUCUUCCCCCGGUAUCGGCCACCCCAAGGCAUGCCCUACCCCUACCAGCCGCAGCCUCAACCUUCCUACCACCACUACCAGCGACCACCCUACUAUGCUUGUCCACAGGGCUACUCGGACUGGCAAAGGCCUCUUCAUGCCCAGGCCAGUCCCAGCGGGCACCCCACUGCCCAUCCAUCCCUGGCCAGACCCCCUUUCCCGGACCGGGGUUCCACCAGCGGCUUGCAGGGCUGCGAGGCACUGAGCGCUGCCCUGGCUUCUCCCAACCGCAUGGACGUAGCGAGUGCCAAAGAGGUUUCUCCGAGCGACGGGCAGGAUCUGGGGCCUGAAGACGAGAAGUCUGAGGAGUCCCAGGAAAGGCCGGAGAGUCCCAAAGAGUUCCUUGAUUUGGACAACCACAACGCAGCCACGAAGAGGCAAAACUCGGUGGCAGCGGGCGAGUUCCUCUACGGAGCCCCCCCACCGCACCUGGGUUCAGGGAUGGGAUUUGGCCCGUCAGCUUUCCCUCCCCACGGGGUGAUGCUGCAGACUGGCUCUCCUUAUGCAUCCCGGCAUCCCGCCAGUCAUUUCCAGCCCAGGACAUAUGGAUCACCCAUGAAUGCUCACCUGUCUCAUCAUCCAGCCUCUGGCCAGGCCAACGGCCUCUCUCAGGAGGGACCCCUGUACCGCUGCCGGGAGGAGAACGUAGGUCACUUUCAGGCCUUGCUGAUGGAGCAGAGAGGCAGUGGAGGUGGUAUGGGGGGGCCACCCCAGGACUUGUAUAGACCCUCGGGAAUGCAAAUGCAUCAGGCUCAAGUUCCCUUCCCGAAGAUGCCUACAGCAACCAUGUCCCGGGAAGAUUUGACGCCGCAAAAACCAUCAGCGUUGCCUCUGGAUCAAAGCUAGUCCAAGGAACAAAGGACCUCACGCAGAUGAAAGCCACACGUGAUUUGGACAAGGGGGAGGAGGGGCAGACCUUCCUCCCACCCUCCCCUCGCCAGAGCAGCAUGUAGCUUCCUGGGUCCGUGGAACAUGGUGCCGCAAUGGCUUUUGCGUUGGAAACCUGGAGCGGUGCUGGGCCCAGCCAGCCGAGCAGCUGGCUCGCCACCGCAGGGCGAGCAUCGCAAACUAGUGGCUUUCUGUGACCGGAGACUGCGUCUCGUUCAGGGUUUGAGGGAUUUUUUGGGUGGGGAGGGCGGGGGUGGGGGCAGAAACUUUCAUUGACUGCUAAACUCAGGUAUAUUUUUCAGGGUGGAAGAGGAUGAUGAUGGAAUUUUACUUGUAGUAUUAACGUGUGUGUUUUGGAGCUGGAUCCAGUUUACAGAAUUUAACCUGUUGC